GUUUUGUCCGAUACAUUCUGGGAUCCGUCACAGAGUGCAGCCAUGGCCUCGAUGAUGCUGACCGCUGCGCCCCUCUGCUCAGCACCGUCUCGCCAGAGCAGCUUCCAGGGCACCGCAGUGCGCAGCAAGCCCGCUCUGUCUCGCCGUGUUCUGUCCCUGAGCAGGGCUGUUGCUGAGGAGAAGGCUGCCUGGAAGCCACCGACAUUGGAUCCCUCCACCCCUUCUCCGAUUUUCGGCGGCAGCACAGGAGGUCUCCUGCGAAAGGCUCAGAUCGAGGAGUUCUACGUGAUCACAUGGGACGCAAAGAAGGAGCAGGUGUUUGAGAUGCCCACUGGCGGCGCGGCCAUCAUGCGCUCAGGCCCCAACCUGCUGAAGCUGGCCAGGAAGGAGCAGUGCUUGGCGCUCUUGACGCAGCUGCGCAACAAGUUCAAGACGGACGGUCAGAUCUACCGUGUCUUCCCGGACGGUGAGGUGCAGUACCUGCACCCCAAGGACGGCGUGUACCCCGAGAAGGUCAACGCUGGCAGGACAGCAGUCGGCGCCAAGGACCGCAGCAUCGGCAAGAACACAAACCCCGUCGCGGUCAAGUUCACCGGCAAGCUGGGCACCUACGAUGUAUGAUCAACCACAUUGUAGUGUGGGCGGCUUUGGGAAGUAGAAACCGAGGAAGGGAGGGCAAUUAUGGUUGUCAAGCAAUUGCAGAGGGAUAGCCCAAUGUCCAUGUCCUGCUAUUGCAAAAAGAAAAGAGUGCAAUUGCACCGACCGUUGUAGCUUUUGUAGAUGCUGCAGACUGAGAAGAAAAAGCAAAUCACUGUUUUCCAGGGUUUGGAUGCAAACCAUUUGACGACUAGUCAAACCUUCAUGAGCAUGAGUGUAAGGAUCUGGGUAUUGUC
Molecule: messenger RNA, 893 nt
Organism: Coccomyxa subellipsoidea C-169
Lineage: Eukaryota; Viridiplantae; Chlorophyta; Trebouxiophyceae; Coccomyxaceae
Product: PSI-D1 precursor
Exons: 3
Coding region: 43-621 (192 amino acids)
Biological process (GO): photosynthesis
Cellular component (GO): photosystem I; photosystem I reaction center
Source: RefSeq, a predicted model, not a curated record